Nylanderia fulva is the source of this 2217-nucleotide messenger RNA. RefSeq lists its product as uncharacterized. Gene Ontology annotation, molecular function: nucleic acid binding. NCBI's taxonomy places the organism in Eukaryota, Metazoa, Arthropoda, Insecta, Hymenoptera, Formicidae. The record is from RefSeq and is a predicted model, not a curated record. Gene Ontology annotation, biological process: DNA integration.
AUGAUCCAAGAGCUGUGGAUCAGAAAAUAUGACUGGGAUUCUCCUGUAUCUGCCGAAUUAUUAGAGCCGUGGAGAAAGUAUUGCUCGGAAUUUUCCAAACUAAAUGAAAUACGCAUCCCGCGCUGGACUGGACGACAUCGAGAAAAUUUAGCUGUCGAAUUACAUGGGUUCGCAGACGCGUCGACCCGCGCGUACGCUGCUGUCGUUUAUUUGAGAAUUCGUCACUCGUUCAAUAAAAUUUCAGUAGUUUUAUUAACAGCUAAAUCAAAAGUCGCCCCGAUUAAGACAAUAAGCGUACCGCGAAUGGAGUUGAGCGCAAUUGUAUUAUUGACUAAAUUACUCGAAUGGGUGCAAAAUUCGUUGAAUUUGCAAAAAGCGCCUGUAUACGGAUGGACCGACUCGUCUGUCGCCUUAGCCUGGAUACAAGGCCAUCCAUCGCGAUGGAAAACCUUCGUCGCAAAUCGCGUAUCUGAAAUCCAGACUCGACUCCCUUCGGUUCAAUGGAAUCGUGUCUCAUCGAGCGAUAACCCCGCAGACUGUGCGUCGCGAGAUUUAUCGCCGGCUGCAUUCAGGGACUUUAAGCUCUGGUGGCACGGCCCCGCUUGGUUGAGUUCUACGGAAUCAGCGUGGCCAAUUCAUAAGCAUAAUCAAAAUCGACCCGACGCUAAUCGAGAAAUCGUCGAAUCUGAAAUCAAACUCUCUUCCGUGUGUCAUACUCGAGUCUCCUCGGAAUGGGAGCUACCGCAUAUCGUUUCUAGCUGGACGAAAUUAAUUCGAGUUACCGCGCUCGUGAAACGAUUUAUUCAAAAAUUAAAACGCGAAUUUAUUGCACCAAAAACGAUAGAGUUGUCAGCUGUCGAGCUCAAGGAAGCUUCCCUUUUUUGGCUUCGGUACGUACAGCUCCAUCAAUUUCCGUCGGAAAUUAAGGUUUUAAAUGCGAAAGGUUCAAUUCCGAAAUCCAGCUCCUUGUCGACUCUCUGUCCUUUCCUCGGAGAAGACAAAUUAAUACGCCUGGGCGGGCGGAUCGAAAACUCGCCGUUGAGUUUUAACGAACGGCAUCCCAUCAUUUUGCCGAAGCAUCGCAUCUCCGACUUAUUAAUCGCGCACGCGCAUAAAGCCGCCCUUCAUGGUAGCACUCAACUUACGCUACGUAUUUUACGACAAAACUAUUGGAUAAUUUCCGCUCGCACCAGCGUCAAAUCCCACAUUCAUAAUUGCGUAAGAUGUGUCCGCGAACGCGCGCGUCCGUCGCAACAGCUGAUGGGGAAUCUUCCCGUUCAUCGAGUCAACCCAUCGCCCCCGUUCACGCAUACGGGCGUCGAUUACGCGGGACCGAUGAAUAUAAUUCCAGUCGUGGGAAGAGGUCAAAAAUCGAGAAAGUAUUACGUGGUAGUAUUUAUCUGCCUUGCGACUAAGGCUGUUCACUUAGAGUACGUGGACGACUACACUACUGCCGGAUUCCUCGCUGCUUUCAAACGUUUCGCGAGUCGUCGUGGCCUCCCGUCAGACAUUUACAGCGACAACGGCACGAACUUUCAGGGCGCAGAUAGGGAAUUGUACUCCGUUUUUCAAAGACUUAUCGCCGAUCCUGAACUUAAAAACACCAUUGCCAACGACAACGUAAAAUGGCAUUUUAUUCCUCCCGCCGCGCCGCAUUUUGGCGGACUCUGGGAAGCCGGCGUAAAAGGAUUGAAGUUUCAUCUUAAAAGAGUAACCGGCUCGCGUACAUUGUCGCAAAUCGAGUUCGCUACGCUACUGUGUCAGAUUGAGGCGUGUCUAAAUUCACGACCUAUUUCCGCAUUACAUGACGAUCCGAACGAUUUUUCUGCGAUUACUCCGGGCCACUUUUUAAUCGGCCGCCCGUUAAUUAGUUUACCGGAAGAGUCGAAUUUAGAAAUAGACUCUGACCGUCUCUCGCGAUGGCAACAAGUACGCGCGAUGCUCGAACAGAUCUGGCGAUCUUGGUCGGCUGAUUAUCUGCAUACUCUUCAGCAACGACAAAAAUGGCGCGAGAAUCAACCGGAUUUAAAGAUCGACGAAUUAGUGUUAUUAAAAAAUAGUCUCCUUCCUCCUUCUAAAUGGGAACUCGCUCGAAUAGUAGCGGUUCAUCCAGGAAAGGAUAGCCAUGUCCGCGUUGUAACGUUACGUACCGCAAAAACAACUCUGAAGCGACCAUUAACACAGAUCUGUCGACUACCGAUAAAUGCGAAUUAUUAG